UUACGGUCAGCCCCGCGAGUUCCUUAGUCUGGUUUCUAAGAUAUGAUUCGGUCAGUAGAGUCUUAAUGCUGAGGCAAAGCAGAGAAAAUAAAAAAUAAUAAACAGUUUAGCGAGCUAAAGUUUCCCGUCGUUAACCAAACAGUAACGCCGAACCUGUUAACUUAGUUAGUUUAGCUAACUCGGGCUUGUGGUGUGGACGGAAACUCUUACCGAAGGAGGUAAACAAAGACAACGACGCGAUUAUGGAGGGUAGUGAUGGGGAUGAGAUGGAGAUGACGCCGAAGGAGCUGCAGAGGUGGAUCCGGGACAAGGUGAAGGAGAGCAAGCUGGUGGACCCGCAGGUGCUGAGGACGUGCCACCAGUUGGAGUCUGUGUUACAAAGGAGGGAGAAACAAGCCGCCGCGUUCCUCCAGCUCUGCGAGUCGGUGGCAGAAUGUGAAGCCGUCAUCAAGAAGCUGCACUGUCAGCUCGGCUGGGAGUACAGAGACUCAGACUCUGGUGAUGAGAAAAUUGACAGCAUGAAGUCCGCCAUAAAUGCUGAUUAUGAAGAUGUCCAAGACUGCGAUGAUUUGCCUCCAUCCACACAUGAGGCUGUUCCUGGUGAGUCUGCUAACGCUUCCAAUCCUGCUCCUCCGUCAUUACAACGACAAAAUGGCAAGACUCAAGAAGCAAAAGGUGGUUCCAGUUCUUUGAAGAAAACUGCAGUGGUGGUCUUGGCAAAGCUCCCUGCGUAUAAAAUACGUGCUGCUUGUCGUCGGCGAUCUAAUCUGAAUUAUAGCAGUGAAGAGGACCUGAGCAACUGUGGUUCUGACACACAGUGGGAACCAAACCGUGAUUGUAUUGAUUCCAGUGAUUCAGAUUGGUCAAGCCACAGCUUGGUGUUAAAGUCAAACAAGAAGAGAGAGAGGCAUAGGAAAACUGGAAAAUUCAGCAAGAAUAAAAAAGCAAAAGCAUCACCACAAGCAAACGCAAAUGCCAAUGUGAAUGUCAAAAUUAAUACAACCGCGCCACAAGGAACCACCAAAACCAGUGACACCGAGAAAGUCACCCCAUCACAGAUUAACACCAGUGUCACCGAGGAGGCAGCAACAAAACAAACCAAGACAACGGCAACGCUAAAUGCAGAAGAGUUAGAUGGACUUGUUGUGUCAUCAGUUUCCCAAGCGCAGCCCAGCCACACCACAAAACCCGCCAGUGACUUGCCAGAGCUGGAGAUCAAAGUUAAUAUGAAGGUCCUGGCCAUGAGGAAGACCUGCGGAUGGAAACGAGGAAAAAUAGUGGCAAUAGUGACAAAGGCCGAUGGAAAGGUGAAGUACAAGGUUGAUUUCGAAGAGAAGGCGAGGGUCCUGGUCUCUGGACACCAUAUUGCCUUUGACAUGGUCCCAGCAAUGAAGCGGCUGUACAUUGGUGCUCGAGUGGUAGCUACCCACAACCCCAACAACCAGCAGUUGUUCUCCUCUGGUAUCCUGGGAGAGAUGCCUACCAGGAUGAACCGCAUGAGGUUAUUGGUCUUUCUGGACAAUCACAAACCCUUAUAUGUUGGCUUGCCUUAUCUCUACCUGGUGUGCAGACCAUUGAAGGAUGUUUGCGAGGACAUCCCAGACAUCAGCCACAGGAAUUUCAUUAGGCAGUAUCUGCACGUGUGGCCAUUCCCGCCCUUGACCCUGUACAAGGUUGGGCAGACCAUUAAUGUUGAACAUGAAGGAACCUUGAAGAAAUGUGAGGUGAAGGUGAUCGACAGCUCCUUGAUACAAGUUGUCUUCCAGGAUGAUCAACAUGAGGAGUGGAUCUACCGAGGCUCGACACGCCUGGAACACAUAGCCAACAUUAAGAAAGAUGCGGAGAAGGAAGUAUCUGUCUCAGAGCCCAAAGCCAAGGAUAAAUAAAGGCUGUUUCAUCUAAAUAAUAAUCCAUCUUGCUUUAAUAUGACUAAUUUGUCAUGACUUUGGCUUGGAGAAAACAUUAAAGACACCAUUAUCAUCCACAAGUGAUAAUAGGAAAGAUGGCCUUUGAAUGUGUAGAGAAACAUUACCUCAAACAAAUGCAGCCUUAAGAUUUGCAAGUUGAGCACGAGUGACCCACAUCAGUUUUAUUUGUUUAUUUAUUUAUUUCUGCCCUGCCACCGCUGCAUGUGGUUAUAUGGGACAUUGUGUUCCAUAUACCGACAUAUACGACCAAGUCUUUCUGCUCAGGUUCCUGGCAAAUAUGGCAUUAAACACUACUGCAUUCAGCUUGCUUUUUAUUUAAAUGUAUUUUAAUAACAAUAUUCAUUUUCUGUCACAUUGCAUUAAAUAUAAGGAAGGAUUGUACACCAGUAGUGUGAUGGAGUAUCAACCUGUCUUUUGGGUGACUGUGCUCGCUGUUGUUAAAACAAAUGCAAGUUACACUGUUAUGUUCAGCUCAGUUGCCGAGAUGUAUUAAUGUGUUUGUAAAAGCCACGUUUAAUAUUACUGUCUGGCAUCCUUUGUAAAUGCAUCUUUCAGCUAAUAAAUUAAUCAGUUAU
This is a messenger RNA of Myripristis murdjan (pinecone soldierfish), 2503 nucleotides long. RefSeq names its product histone-lysine N-methyltransferase SETDB1-A-like. The record is from RefSeq and is a predicted model, not a curated record. NCBI's taxonomy places the organism in Eukaryota, Metazoa, Chordata, Actinopteri, Holocentriformes, Holocentridae. Gene Ontology annotation, molecular function: histone H3K9 methyltransferase activity. Gene Ontology annotation, biological process: heterochromatin organization; negative regulation of gene expression. The transcript is spliced from 9 exons. Bases 243 to 1886 code for a protein of 547 amino acids. Gene Ontology annotation, cellular component: nucleus.